Messenger RNA from Dothidotthia symphoricarpi CBS 119687, 1229 nucleotides. RefSeq lists its product as uncharacterized. Lineage: Eukaryota; Fungi; Ascomycota; Dothideomycetes; Pleosporales; Dothidotthiaceae. Bases 425 to 895 code for a protein of 156 amino acids. The record is from RefSeq and is a predicted model, not a curated record. The transcript is spliced from 2 exons.
CGCCAGUUCACGACGUUUUGUAUUGUCAACCGCUUGAUAAUAUGCACUGUUGGUGUCGCGCAAGGCUUCUCCGCUCGUUCCCUCACCCUCCUCUCGACCGCCGACGAUGCCCCAUAUCAACCGUAUUGACACAUGGAUCGCCCAUGAACGCGUUCAUGUUGAAGGCACAUACCAGCUCGUCGCGACGUGAUGACCGUAUUGCCGAUGGGUUUACACGCCGCACGAUGAUACGAGGCCGUAGACGACACAAGAGGGGAGUAGGGUCGGCAACCUGUAGGCCUAUACAAUGGUGUUGGAUAACGUCUCAACUGUUUAACCGUGAUCGCGAGAAGAUGCUUCGAUGUUAUUGAAACCAAACAUUUGGCUACACUGAACAGAAUCUGCUGGCUGCUCGAUUCAGCUGGCCUUGUGAAGAUUUCCGCCCAUGCUCUCGCUUCCUGCCUCGCCUGAGAACCCGCUCACUUCGUAUGGGCGCGUUUCUCCCACCAUACUCAAUCCACAGAAUUUCGAGAUACAACUUCACGAUGCCGUUUUCCCGCUCACGACAAUCCGCCUGGUAGAUAACACGAAGGUAGUCCACCAAUUCUGCGAUGUGAUCAUGGAGGUGACUAGUCACACGCUACCGAGACGCGGCGUGUGCUGGAUUGGAAGUUGCGAUGCGUGUUGUCAGCAACUCGAUAUCACCAUAUACCCCAUCUCGCGGUCGAUGACGAAUAUGGCGGAGACCCUUCUGAUUAGAAGAUUCCUAUUCAAAUCCUGGUACCGCACGGCAGUUGUUUUGGCGAGAAUAUCGAUGCAAGUGUCAUACAGUACAACCAUGCUAAACAUGUUCGCCAUAAAGUUAUCCAGCGGUGCGUCUCAUGCCACAGUCGCAUUCGCCAGGCCUAUUUCAUAGUGCCAACGGUCACAAGAGGGUUUGGUUUGGUUCGCUGCUGCAGGGAAGAAAACGAGGCGCUUCAUGUACUCCUAGAGGCGCUUAGUGUUGGCUUCAAGUCGAGACGCCCUUGAACAGAUUUUGUUGUCGAGAGUUGACGGAAAUAUCGAUGGUGCGGAUGGCAGCCUUCAGGUCAAUGAGAAAGAAACUACGGCUGGCUUUCUGCGAUUUCUCAUCAUGUCGCCGCGACUUAAGGUAGGACGCUCCGGGACGACGUAACAGAUCAUGACGCGGGGGAAUGGAAGAAAGUCGUGAAUAACUAUCCUCGUUUCUUACUGCACGUGGUGAAUUCCCC